CAGAUACACAUUGACAAAGCGAUCGAAGAGUUCGAGUUCCUCCUCGUAGAAUUUUAUGCCCCAUGGUGCGGUCACUGCAAAGCUCUAGUCCCAGAAUAUGAGAAGGCAGCUGAUACUCUGGCUGAAGAGAACUCCAACAUCAAACUUGCCAAGGUCGAUGCCACAAAAGAAACUAAGUGUGCUUCCAAGUAUGAGGUCAGAGGUUAUCCAACAAUCAAAUUCUUCCGUAGUGGCAAACCAGUCGAAUACAGUGCUGGAAGAACUGCCACUGAUUUUGUCAACUGGUUGAAGAAGAAGACCGGUCCAGCUGCCACCACCCUGCAAAACAAGGAAGACACAGCAGCCAUGAUUGAGAAAGAUGAGGUGGUGGUUGUUGGAUUUUUCAAGGAUGCUAACUCUGAUGGAGCCAAGGUAUUUACAGAAGUGGCUGCAGGCAUUGAUGAUAUUCCAUUUGGUAUUGCCUCAGAUACUGAUAUCUUCAAGGAGCAUGAAAUGGACUCUGAUGGUGUUAUGCUCUUUAAGAAGUUUGAUGAAGGCAAGAACAAGUUUGAAGGAGAGCUGACAGCAGAAAACCUGAAAACCUUCAUUUCUGGAAACCAGAUGCCAUCCAUCAUUGAAUUCACACAAGAGAGUGCCCAGAAAAUAUUUGGUGGUGAUGUAAAGACCCAUUUGUUACUGUUUACCGACAAUGUUGACAAGGAAUCGGAAAAUAUGAAAUCCUACAAGGAGGCUGCCACUGACUUCAAGGGAAAGGUUUUGUUUAUCUACAUCAAUACUGGUGAUGAGGACAACGCAAGAAUCCUCGAAUUUUUUGGUCUGAAGAAGGAGGAGACCCCAGCUGUACGUCUGAUCAAACUCGAGGAAGAUAUGACCAAAUUUAAGCCCGAAACCAAUGACCUCACAGCUGAUGCUCUUAAAUCUUUUGUUAAUGGUGUUCUCGAUGGUACAAUUAAGGCACAUUUGAUGACUGAAGAUGUGCCAGCAGACUGGGAUGCUAAACCUGUAAAAGUUUUGGUUGGUAAAAACUUUGUAGAAGUAGCCAAGAAUAAAGACCAGGAUGUUCUCGUUGAGUUCUAUGCACCAUGGUGUGGACAUUGUAAACAAUUAGCCCCUAUCUGGGAUCAGCUGGGAGAGAAGUAUGAAGGUAAUGACAAGGUUGUUAUCGCCAAGAUGGAUUCCACAGCCAAUGAAGUAGAAGAUGUUAAAGUACAGAGCUUCCCAACAAUCAAAUGUUUCCCGAAAAAUAGUGAGGAAGUUAUAGAUUACAAUGGUGAAAGAACUCUAGAUGGAUUCAAAAAGUUUUUAGAUGCUGGUUGCAGUAAAGAACUUGCUGGUGCUAGUCAGGAAGAGGAUGAUUACGAUGAAGAAGAGGGAGAAGAAGAGGAGGAGGAGGAGGAAGAGGAAGGUGGCGACACUCACGAUGAGCUGUAAACAUCACAGACAAUAUCAUUGCUCUCAUGUAUAAUCCAGUCAUUAUCUCACCUUGAUGCAAUAACAGGAUAACUCUAGCACAUUUCUGUCAGGAGUUACCUUUUCUUGUAUCAAAGUGAUUAUAAACAUUGAAUCAUGUUGAAGUCUUUCUUCAAAUUUUAUGGUCUUAUUGGAACUAGCAAGUAAUGCAGUGGAAUGAAAGCAGCAACAGGUUUUACAAGAUAAAUGCAGAAUGUUCAAGAUUAGAAUUUCCUAGCACACAGUUUUAUCUUUUAUUCUGUUACCAUCUGUGAAGCUCUCUAUGUUAUUCGGUAUAAUGUCUUUAAAAUUGCAUAGAAAUAUUUGUUCAUAGCUUACAUUAUCUGGGUACAAAUGUUUAAGAGUUAUUAUCAGAGUAUAUUUAAACUUCUUCCAAAGAUGGCAUUUGCAUAAUACAUAGAUUGUUUGAACUUACCAUUUAGUUAAUUUGGAACAGAUUUUUUUUCUUAUUUUUAUAUUGAUAUUAAUCAUACAGAUAGGUUGGUCUUUAUUUCACUGUCCUGGUACAGCUGCCAAAUAUACAGACCUACAGUGCAAACAUUUAGCAUUAAGAUUAUCUCCCCUUAAAAUGCAGGUUACCAUUUUAAAGUGGGUGGAGUACAGUGUUCAUAUCUCAUUGUUACAAUAGUUACUCAUUUAGUUGUUUAAUAGAAUCUUUGUACGAGUGCUAUAGCUAUGUUAUAAAAAAUGUAGCUAUGUUAUAAAAAAUGUGAGAAACCAAGUUGUUUGGGUGUGAAUGAACUAGAAACCAAUGGCCUAUGUACUUGGUAGUUCAGAUAUGCUGGAAAGUUAUCAGUUAAAAGGAGAUCCUCUGAAGGCAUAGAAGACAGUAAAGCAAAAUACCAGACUUUAGUCUAGAACUUCUUAAAUUGUGUUCUUUAAAACAUAUAGGUAUUACAUUUACAAAAAGUGAUACAAGUUUUCAAUAUUUGACUGGAUUUACUAAAUACAUUUCAUUGUAGUCUUCAAGCAUGUAUUUCCUCGCAAUAGAUUUGUCAUGUUUGGUAGGGUAAGUCAUUGCGUUUAAUAUUGAUAAAGACAAGUGAAAGGUUGAUCUUUGUAACCAGAUAUUUGUAGAUAAGUAAACUGGGUGAUUGUAUAAUUAGGCGUAUUCAAAUUGUGUGCAAGGUGUUUUAUUUGUAUUUUGUUUUUGUUUCUUCUAAUUGAUUUUUUAUGUUUUGGGACAAGGGUUUUCUAGAAUCAUUCUUACAGAUUAUCAACUGUUACUUUAUAGAAAAUGUUAGUUUUCAGUCAUUUUUGUCUUUUUAGAUUAAUUGUUGAUAAUUUUUAAGUAUGGUGCAAUACAUGUAUGUUGCUUGUCUUUGAUAUUUUGUUUGUAUAUUUAUAAAUAUUGUUUUAUGAAGAUAUUCAACUACUAUACACAUAGAUAUCAAAUUGCACAUACAACAAUUUGAUGCCACAUUUUCUAAGUGACUGUUUGCUUAUAUUAACAUUUAGUUUAGACCUUAACUCAGACACAUGGAUUCAGCAUAUAAGGUUUUUUGUUUUGUGAAAUACCUUGUUCUUAGUGCUGUUACUGAGUUUUUGUUAUCCAUCUAGAGUUAGAACUUGUCAGAAAGUUUUUGAAUGUAAGAUAAAGUUAAAUCUCUAUCUAAUUUAGGAACAACGAAAUUAUAUAAAAAUCAAAGAACCAGUUUCACACACUGUAAAACUUCUGUACAGACCGCCUGACUAUAGAAAACUAGUUUCAUUGCCAUAUGAAAUAUUUUCAUAGUAUUUUUGCCUGUCAGUACAGACAAGGUGUACAUAAAGACCUAACUUUUAUCCAAGCAUGAUCAUACUAUAUAAGCACGGUCGUACUAAAGAGAUUUGACUGAAGUUAUAAUUUCUCAUAUUUUUGUAUGAUAGACAAAAUGAUAAACAAAACCUACUGACAAACACAUAUUAUCCUUUGAUGUUAACAUCAUAGUUUCUUUUUAUCCUUAAAAUAGUGCUACUGUAUGGCUUCCAUUAUAAAAAAAAAGAAUUUGUUAUUGUAAAUAUGUUAGUUAAUUGUUAAACCAUCACGAGAGUAGUAUUAAUUGAUUAGACUUUAUCUAGUUUUCCUUUGAAGUGCCAUUGACGUCUUACCAUAGCUCACUAUAGAACAGUACGCACUUUUACAUAUUGUUGAUAUUGUCAUCCUUUUUUCUUGUUACUUGUUUUCUUUUUACUUCGAUAAGCGAGAAAUAUUUUGACAAAUUGGGAAACAGACCAUAAAAUCAAAAUUUAUGAAUUGUUAUUAGAGUGCAAAUGGUUUUCAGAUGAAGCAUUAAGAACAUACUGUUGUCUAGGUUUGUGAUGGUUAUUGGCAACAACAAUGCCAGCUAUCAGUAUAUACGAAUUGUUGCAAGAAACUGGCUUCUGAUAUUAUACUAUCAACAGUCCUACAGAAGAUGUGAAAGCUUUUUCUAUAUAUACAGAUAUGUGUCAGUGUAAAUGUAUUUGAAUGCAUUCCACGCGAUGGCAAGGAUCUGAGUUUGUAUUCUUAAUUUAGUUUUACUUGUUGUUUCUACAGGGCAGAAAAUGCUUGAAAAUAUUUUUUUUCGAUCGUUUAGUGCUAAGGAACAGAGGCAUUAUGGACAUAGUCAUCUUCAUUUGAAUUUGAAGUAGCAUUUUUAUAUAAUGCUGACUUUAUGCAUAGUACAUAGUGAUUUAAUACAAGAUUGUGAUUGGUUUUAGACAAGGAACUUCAGUGGGAGAGAAUAGAAUGUGUUUAUACCGUUCCGUAUACCUGUAACAAAGGGAUUCCUAGAUACGGAGUUGCUGAAAUGAAAACAGCUACUCACUUCUGGUGCUUGUAGAGAUGAAACUGGUCUGAAAAAUAUUCCUGUUUUAAUAAAAGUAGUUGCUUCAUGUGAAGUUUAGGGAGUGAAUUUCAGUGAGAGAAGUUAUGGUGCGUUUUGUAAAUGCAGUAUUGAUUUGCCAAGUAUUGUGGUGCACAAUAUUUUUGUUUGAACACCAGACAGGAUGUAUUGAUAGGGAAAUUAUCUAAUAUUUAUUGAAACAUAAAUGUCCAGAGUUUCAUUCUGAAACAAAUAAAAGAUAAAAUAACUAAGAA
This is a messenger RNA of Mercenaria mercenaria, 4531 nucleotides long. Its product is annotated as protein disulfide-isomerase-like. Gene Ontology annotation, cellular component: endoplasmic reticulum. The annotation marks the transcript as partial. Lineage: Eukaryota; Metazoa; Mollusca; Bivalvia; Venerida; Veneridae. The transcript has 11 exons. The record is from RefSeq and is a predicted model, not a curated record. Gene Ontology annotation, molecular function: protein disulfide isomerase activity. Gene Ontology annotation, biological process: protein folding; response to endoplasmic reticulum stress.